CAAACACAGAAAUGUAAAAACAGUUUAAAUAAAACUUCUCGUAAUUGCAUCAUAACAUCAGUCCAGCUUCUUUAAGAGAAACACAACUCAAUGACGAUGGUCGUUAAUUAUGGAGAUUUCCACCCAUUACAUUACCCUACACAGACCCCCCCCCAUCCUCUCACUGUUCCCCCUCUUUGAUCUUAGCAGCUUAUUUCUCUUCAAUGUCACUUGCAGGAUGAUAUGUACAGACACAGCAGGUCCCUCAGUGUAUCAGCGCUUCUAAGGGUGUUGCCAUUUACUAUGGAGUUUCCUCCAACACUUGAGUUGUAAAACGCCUCACACGUCCAGAUUAAACUCUGUCCCCUAUUUCUCCGGCCCUGUUUCCAACUGGUCUGCAUCCAGUUCUGUCCACUUGACAACCUUCCUCACCACCCACAAAUGCACCAACAUUCAUGUCAUCAGUGAUCUGAUCAGCACGUGUGUAUUUUAAUCUGAUCAGACAAAGGUCCCAUCGCUGAUCACUGUAGACACACUGGUUACAUAUCUACAGUCAAAAUUAUUCUCAAAUCCAUCAGCCCGAAUGUUGCUACACAAUACACACCAUUCAAACCCUCCCACAGAGACUACAGGGAAGUUACAUAUUUAUCACAAGCCCAGAGUUGGAUUUAAUGGUCUGGUCUUGUUGCGCUGGAUGCUCUGCUGCAAAGUCCAUUCAGAGUAAUUCAAUGUAACCAGAUACAUCAUCCCUGAGAUACCAAUAUACAACAUUGAUUCACAAACAAGAGAAACUCUGUAGAUGCUGGAAAUCCGAGCAACACACACAGAAUGUUGAAGGAACGCAUCAGGCCGGGCAGCAUUUAUAGGGAAAAAAGUAGUCAAUGAUUCAGGCCAAAAUCCUUUAGCAGAGUGGAGAAGAAAAUCUGAAAAGUAGGUUUAAAAGUUGGGGAUAGGGGAGAGAGAAAACGAGGUGCAAGGUGAAUCCUGAAAGGGGACGGGUGAAGUAAAGAGACUGAGAGGAACAGAAUGAACCCCACACUCUGACACUGUACCAGAGACUGACAGGGACAGAAUGGACCCCACAUGAUCACACUGUACCUGAGACUGACAGGUACAGAAUGAACCCCACACUCUCACACUGUACCAGAGACUGACAGGUACAGAAUAAAACCCACACUCUCACACUACCAGAGACUGGGUACAGAAUGAACCCCACACUCUCACACUGUACCAGAGACUGACAGGGACAGAAUGAACCCCACACUCUCACACUGUACCAGAAACUGACAGGUACAGAAUGAACCCCACACUCUCACAUUGUACCACCGAGUGACAGGGAUAGAAUCAAACCCACACUCUCACACUGUACCAGAGACUGAUAUUGGAGGAUAAAAAUAUUAUGGAGUAUAAAAGUUGUAUUAUUUGUUGUGUAACCAAUACUAUGCAGUCAGCUUGCUAUGCAUGUAACCAAAAUGAAAUCCUAGGUAUGUAAAAGACAAUGGUGUGUUAAUGAGAGGCAACUAAAGAGAUGUAGAUUAGUACAUUGGUCAGUUCUGAGUUUGCUAUUAUUUUGCUCCGUUCUGAGUUUGCUAUUUGCUAUGCAUGUUCCCAAUUUAGUAGGAGAAUGAAAUCUUAAGAAUGUUGAAGACAAUGGUGUGUUAAUGAGAGGAGGCUAAGAGAUGUAGAUUAGAGCAUGAUUAAGUCAAUUGGACUUACUUGUGGUACCUGUGAAACUGGAGGAGGAGAUAGAUAUAAAAACUGUUGUGUCUGGGGAUCAGUGGGUAAUCAGUGACUAGCUCAAUGACUGUUUCAGCUUUGAUUUGCAAUUUAAAGUUUAACCCUUCUUGAAGAAUCUUCUGUGUCUCUUGUCAUUUCUGCGGCACGAGAAACCACGACAAAGUUGGCGACCAUGGCAGGACCGGAAUGAGACUCGCUGAAAGGAAACGACAGAUUGGGGACACUUCCCAGUCCUCCAGGGACUCCCACAAGGCUAACAGAAUUAAGGGUGCACCCAAACAAAAGAUUUCCUUCCUGCCGAAUGAACCGGCAGCGGCAACUCACCAGAUCAGCGCCAUUCCCAGUCCACGGUGUUAGCCGAAACGACAAUGGGUCGCGGAGAGAGUUCUGAUUGGUUGAACGUGUUCUACAGCUAUCCAAUGAAAUGAAUAGACUGAAGAAUCUUCUCUUCCAAUAGCCAUUGGGAAUCCAAAGCAUUCCCAUCCUUCAUUAACAUACUGAUCUGGGUGCUGCCUAUUUAACUCGUGCUCACGGCUGAUUCCGCUUAUUUCUGGGUCUGAAACGGUCAGAGGAGAUGCUUGAGCCAGGGAAAUCCGCUCCGAAGAAGGGCGGCAGGAAAGCUUUGCCCAAAACAGCGAGCAAGGCAGGGAAGAAACGUAAGAGGCUGAGGAAGGAGAGUUACUCCAUCUACAUCUACAAAGUGAUGAAGCAGGUUCACCCCGACACCGGCAUCUCCUCCAAGGCCAUGAGCAUCAUGAACUCGUUCGUCAGCGAUAUCUUCGAGCGCAUCGGGGGCGAGGCUUCCCGCCUGGCCCACUACAACAAGCGGUCUACCAUCAGCUCCCGGGAGAUCCAGACCGCCGUGCGCCUGCUGCUGCCCGGGGAGCUGGCCAAGCACGCCGUGUCCGAAGGGACAAAGGCGGUGACCAAGUACACCAGCUCCAAGUAAAGCUCCCCAGUGAGGUGAU
Hypanus sabinus (Atlantic stingray) is the source of this 2684-nucleotide messenger RNA. RefSeq names its product histone H2B 1/2-like. The transcript is spliced from 2 exons. NCBI's taxonomy places the organism in Eukaryota, Metazoa, Chordata, Chondrichthyes, Myliobatiformes, Dasyatidae. Gene Ontology annotation, cellular component: nucleosome. The record is from RefSeq and is a predicted model, not a curated record. Gene Ontology annotation, molecular function: structural constituent of chromatin; protein heterodimerization activity; DNA binding. The coding region runs from base 2291 to 2665 and encodes 124 amino acids.